Messenger RNA from Solanum verrucosum, 8229 nucleotides. RefSeq lists its product as uncharacterized. The record is from RefSeq and is a predicted model, not a curated record. Gene Ontology annotation, molecular function: protein binding; helicase activity; ATP binding. The transcript has 14 exons. Lineage: Eukaryota; Viridiplantae; Streptophyta; Magnoliopsida; Solanales; Solanaceae. Bases 1 to 8229 code for a protein of 2742 amino acids.
AUGGGAGGAGGUUCUCCUAUGGAGAAAAUGAAGAUUUCAAGGCCUAAAGAUAUUGAUUUCAUUGAUUUGGUUCUCAAAUGGUCUAUCAAAGAUAUUUUUGAUGAAACUUUGUAUCAAUUUCAGGUGGAGAAGAUUCCUGAGUCAUUUGAAUCAGUAGAUCAUUACUUGAGUUCUUUCGUCUUCCCUUUACUCGAAGAAACACGAGCAUAUAUUGCUGUUUCCUUGAAAGACAUAGUCAAAGCACCAUUUGCUGAAUUAAUAUCCUUUGAAGUAGUACUAGAGCCUAAUGGAUCAUUGGUUUUUGAUGUUGAGGUUAAUUAUUGGAGGAACCAUUGUUGUGAUGGUCGUGUUCCUUAUAGGACAUCACCGGGAGAUAUUGUUGUUAUUUCGAAUGUUAAACUUGAAGAUGCUAGUGACCUGCAGAGAUCGGGAUAUUGGACAUUUGCAUAUGUUACUGAUGUCAAUGAGAACGAUGCAUUGGUUAAUUUUAAAGUCAGAGUUCCUCCGGGUAGCGGAAAUGUUAAGGGUAUGCGAGGAUCAUGCCAUGUAGUGUUUUUAGUAAAUGUAAUGUCGAAUAAGAGAGUAUGGAACAUGUUGCGUGUGAGAGAGAAUUUGAAUAUGAUUGAGAAAGUCCUUUGCCCCGUGCAAGAGAAACAGAUCGAACAGAAAUGUGACGUUUGUUCAGAAUAUGAUGCACCGGUUGGAGAAGUUAUGCCUAACCUGUUGUCCAAGUUGAAUGAUUCCCAGGCUAAUGCAAUCUUUACCUCUCUAGCCGCCGUGAGAUGCUACCACAAGGCUUCUGUUGAACUUAUUUGUGGUCCACCUGGUACUGGAAAGACUAGGACACUAAGUGUAAUGCUUGUUGAGCUGCUGCAUAUGAAGUGUAAUACUGUUACUUGUGCCCCAACGGACGUAACAACAGCCCGAGUUGCUUCCCAUUUGGUUAAACUGGUCCGAGAGUCGUCUAAGAAUGAAUAUGAUGGCUUUUGUCCUUUGGGUGAUAUUCUCUUGUUUGGGAAUAAGAACUGUGAGGAUGGUGAAGAUAUUGCGGAGAUUUCCCUCGAUUAUCGUGUUGACAGGCUGGAGGAGUGCCUUGCGCCAACGAAUGGUUUGAAUGCCUGUUUAAGUUCUAUGAUUAGUUUUCUGGAGGAACUCUGUGAGCAAGAGAAAGCUCCAAAGGUAAAUGUGAAGAUCAGCUCAUCGGUAGAUUUAGCUCGAUCUCAGUUUACUUCGACAGCUUCAUCUCUCCGAAGGUACAUGCUUAUGAUCUGUACACAUGUACCUAUAGAGUUCCUUCGAAAAGAAAAUGUUGAUAGAAUAGUGCUCGCUCUCUCCCAGCUUGAUUCUACCGAGAGGAUGCUCUUUUCUUGUCAGCAACCAUUUGGAGUGUCUUUAAUUAUCCAGUCCCUGAAAGAUCUUCAGCAAUCUCUCUGGACACUGCAUUUUCCUAGCGCGACGAGUAAGGAUCUGAUAAUGGAGUUCUGUAUCCAAAUGGCUUCCUCGAUUUUCUGCACUGCUUCUACUUCAUAUACGCUACAUUCUGUGGAAUCAAAGCCGUUUGACUUAUUGGUUGUAGAUGACGCCGAUCAGUUGAAGGAGUGCGAAGCAGUCAUACCCCUUCAACUUCGAGGUUUAAGGCAUGUUGUUCUCGCUGGAGAUGAAUUCAAGCUGACAGCGGUAGUUAAGAGUAGAAUUGCUCGUGAAGCUGGUCUCGGAAGGAGCUUGUUCAAAAGACUCGGUUCGUUAGAUCAUGUUAAGCACUUGCUUAACAUACAGUACAGGAUGCAUCCUUCAAUAAGCCAGUUCCCAAAUUCAAUUUUCCAUCGUAGGCAAAUCAUUGAUGCCCCGGAUGUAAAGAGUAAAGCAUAUGAAAAAAUAUAUCUUACAGGACAGUCUUUUGGUCCGUACGCCUUUAUAAAUGUGCCAUGGGGAGAAGAAGAGCUAGAUAAUCUUGGACAUAGACGAAAUUUGGUUGAGGUUGCGUUGGUCAUGCAAAUGGUGCAGAGCUUGUUCAAAGCUUGGAGUACGGCCUCCAAGAAGAAACUCCGCAUUGGUGUUAUAUCACCGUAUGCUGCUCAAGUUUUGGCCAUACAAGAUAGACUUGGUCAGAAGUAUAAUAACCAUGCACAUUUUGAAGUUAACGUGCAGACAGUUGAUGGAUUUCAGGGAGGGGAAGAAGAUAUUGUAAUAAUAUCUACCGUGAGAUCGAAUCAUGCUGGAUCCAGUGGCUUCCUGUCUAGUCUUCAUUGGACUAAUGUUGCUUUGACCAGGGCCCGACACUGUCUCUGGAUAUUGGGCAAUGAAAAAACGUUACUGAAUAGUAACUCCAUCUGGGAGGAGCUAAUUCUCGAUGCCAAGGAUCGUCAAUGCUUCUUUCAUGCAGAUGAAGAUACUAACAUGAGAAAAACAAUUUUAGAUGCCAAGAAGGAACUUGAUCAAUUGGACGAUUUUCUAAAUGGGGAUAGUGUUCUAUUCAAAGACCAAAAAUGGAAGGUAGUGUUCAGUGAGAAUUUUGGAAAAUCAUUUCGAAAGUUGGCGUCCUCGUGCUUGAGGAAGUAUGUGUUAACUCUUCUGGUUAAGCUUGCAAGUGGAUGGCGCCCGAAGAGGAAGAAUGUGGACUUAGUUUGCAAAAACUCAUCUCAGGUGGUUAAGAAAUUCAAGGUGGUUGAAGGGCGAUAUCUCGUUUGUACUGUUGAUAUUCAGAAAGAGGAGUUCUUUCAUACACAAGUUCUCAAGGUUUGGGAUAUUUUGCCUUUGGAGGAGUUUCCUGGGUUUUUGAGACGACUCGAUGCAGUAUGUUUAACGUACACUAAGGACUUCAUCAACCUCUGUAAUCAGAAGUAUUUCGUGGGGGAUUUGGAAGUUCCAAAGUGUUGGGAGGUUCAUCGUGAGGUUGUUCAGUAUAAGAACGAUGCUGAGAGAAAAUUGAACCGUGAAUCGGGAUAUGUUGAGAAUUCAAGAGUGAGUGAAAGCUUCUUGUUAAUGAAGUUUUACUCGUUAUCAUCUGGUGUUGUCACACAUUUGCUCUCCGAUCGCCAUGGUGAAGAAAUAGAUGUCCCUUUUGAAGUAACUAAUGAAGAGAGGGAGAUAAUCCUUUUCAAUAAAAGUAGUUUCAUACUUGGCCGCUCAGGCACGGGGAAAACUACCGUGUUAACAAUGAAGCUGUUCCAAAAAGAGCAGCAACACCAUAGUUCUGUUCAUGGGUUAAAUGUAGCGGAGGAGUCAAGAUUUGGACUAUACGAGGAACAUGAAGAUGACCAUAGUAUCAGAGAGACUAAUAGGACUACCUUGCACCAGCUAUUUGUCACUGUUAGUCCUAAACUGUGUUACGCGGUCAACAAACAAGUUUCUCAGCUGAAAAGGUUUUCUCUUGGUGAAAGUUUCUGGGCUGAAAGCAGCUUUGAAGCUGAUGAGUUUGAUGGAAUGACUCCGUUUAGGGACUUACCGAAUUCUUUUAUAGGCAUUCCAUACAAAAAAUACCCUCUUGUGAUCACAUUCCAUAAAUUCUUAAUGAUGCUUGAUGGAACAGUAGGUUCUUCGUACUUCAAUAAAUUUAACUUGAAGUGGAAUCUUUCCAAGGACAGAAGCUUGAGGUCAGUUGCCAUAGAAACAUUCAUAAGAGAGAAGGAGAUCAGUUAUGAUCGUUUUUGUUGCUUGUAUUGGCCUCACUUCAGACGUCAAUUGACAAAGAAUCUUGAUCCUUCAAGGGUCUUUACAGAAAUAAUGUCUCAUAUAAAAGGUGGGCUACAUGCUGGCGAUUUUCAUGAUGGGAAGCUUAGUAGAGAUGCUUAUGUUUUAAUGUCUAAAAACCGUGUCUCCAAUUUAAGUGUGGAGAAUAGAGAGGGAAUAUAUGAUAUUUUCCAAGCUUACGAAAAGAUGAAGAUGAAGCGUGGUGAAUUUGAUAUAUCUGAUUUAGUUAAUGAUAUUCAUCUUCGACUAAAACGUGAUCAUUUGGAUGGUGACAAAAUGGACUUUGUAUAUAUUGAUGAAGUUCAAGACCUGACAAUGAGGCAACUUUCUCUUUUCAAAUAUAUUUGCAGAAAUGUGGAUGAAGGGUUUGUUUUCUCGGGGGAUACGGCCCAGACUAUUGCAAGGGGUGUUGAUUUUCGAUUUGAGGACAUAAGAAGUUUAUUCUACACUGAGUUUCUCAUGGACUCGAAGAGUGAUGUCAGAAGAAAAGAUAAAGGACAACUAUCAUGUGUUUUUCAGUUGCUUCAGAACUUCCGUACACAUACCGGUGUACUCAAAAUCGCUCAGAGUGUGAUUAAUCUACUCAGUCAUUUUUUCCCUCAAUCCGUAGAUGUGUUAAAAUCUGAGACAAGUCUUAUAGGUGGUGCAUCUCCGGUCUUACUCACGACCGGAAAUGAUGAAAAUGCCAUUAUAACUCUUUUCGGGAACAAGGGGAAUAACAGUGGCAAAAUAGUAGGCUUUGGUGCGGAACAAGUAAUAUUAGUACGUGAUGAAUCUGCGAAGCAAGAAGUCUAUGGUUUAGUUGGGCAGAAAGCUCUUAUUCUGACCAUAGUUGAAUGCAAAGGGCUCGAAUUUGAGGAUGUACUCCUGUACAAUUUUUUUAGCUCAUCGCCACUCGGAAAUCAAUGGAGAGUUGUAUAUGCGCAUAUGAAAGAACAUAACUUAGCCGAUUUGUCCUUCCCAAGUUUCUGUGAUGCAAAACAUAAUAUCUUGUGUUCUGAACUGAAGCAACUUUAUGUUGCUAUUACUCGAACACGGCAAAGAUUAUGGAUAUGUGAAAGUCUAGAUGAGUUUUCCAGGCCUAUGUUUGACUACUGGAAAAUGUCGUCUCUUAUGGAAGUAAAGAAUGUACAUUCAGUCACAGAUACUAUGCAAACUUUCAGCACUCCGGAGGAGUGGAAAUCGAGAGGAAUGAAGCUGUUUUGGGAGAAAAAUUAUAAGAUGGCACUUAUGUGUUUCAAGCAAGCGGGUGAAACAGAUUGGGAGAAAAGAGCAAAGGCCGCUUAUAUCAUGGAAACUGCUGAACAAAUUCGUUAUUCUGAUCCCGAAAGGGCUCACAUCAAUCUUCUGGAGGCUGCAGAGAUAUUUCUUUCUAUUGGCAGAUUUAAGUCUGCAGCAGAGUGUUUUUAUGACUUAAAAGAUUAUAAACAAGCAGGAAGUAUUUAUUUGGACAAGUGUGGUGAACUGAUAAAGGCUGCUGAAUGUUUUACGCUGGCCGGUCGCUAUAAGAAGGCAGCAGAAAUUUAUGCAAAAGGAAAUUAUUUCACAGAGUGUCUGUCAGUUUGUACCAAAGGAAAAUGUUAUGACUUAGGUCUGAAAUAUAUCGAUUUCUGGAAGCAACACGCUUGUCAGCGCGGUAAUGUUGGGAAAAGUGCUGAUGAAAUUGAUGAAAUCAGGAUGGAGUUCUUGGAGAGUUGUGCAUCUAACUCUUUUGUGCAUAAGGACAGAAAAUCUAUGAUGAAAUUUGUCAGAAUUUUCCCAUCAAUGGACUUGAAGCGCAAGUUCUUGAUGUCUCGAAAGUGCCUCGAUGAGUUGCUUCUUUUAGAAGAAGAAUCAGGAAACAUUGCUGAAGCUAUUGAAAUCACACGUUUGAUUGGAAAUGUACUUUGUGAAGCUGAUCUUCUUGGGAAGAGAGGGGAUUUUGAUAAGGCAUGCUCACUUGUCCUCUUGUAUGUUCUGUCUCACUCAUUAUGGAUGGUUGGAAGUAAAGGUUGGCCUUUGAAAUCGUUCGUGCAAAAGGAGGAACUUUUAGAGAAGGCGAUGAUAUUCGCGAGGCAGGGGUCAAAUUUUGAAACCGUGUGCAUUGAGAUUAAGGUUUUAUCGAAUGAGUCGGUUGAUUGGUCAGUCUUGAAGCAUAAUUUCAUUGCCUCUAAGAAAUGUAAAAGUUUCCUAGGUGAAAUUUUGUGUUGUAGAAAGAUAUUGGAUUUUCAUUUUCAGUAUGACGUAACGAAGUAUGUUUGGGAUGAUAAGUUAUCGGGUAAUCUAAAUGGUUCAGAAGAACUGAUUCCGAGCAGCCCAGUUAGUGUUGGGACACUGUUUCACUUUUGGAAUUCGUGGAAGAAUAAUGUUGUUAAUGUUCUUGAUUCUCUUGAGUGCCUCGGAGAUGUUGAUUUUGGUGAAUUCAAAGGAGUUGGUGAAUUCUGUCUAAAAUACUUUGGUGUAAGGCAGCAGUUGAAUGGUCUCAACGUUACGUAUGUUCUGCUGCAUCCAGCAGCCGAAUGGGUGAAAAAUAUUCAGAGCUCUGUUGUAAGACGGAACAAACAAAUGGUAUUUGUUGAUGCUCGGCAUUUUAUCUCUGCUGUUCGUACUCAUUGGCGUACAGCAUUACUUGUAGUUGGUCUGAAGGUUCUCGAAACUCUUGCAUCCCUCUAUGAGUUGGCUGUAAAGUCGUUGCCUUUAUUUUGGCAAAGUGUGUGCCUGCUAAAUGUGUACGAGAUUGUAAAGUUUUUAAGUGAGUCCAAGCACCAUGUCUUGAACAGUUUUGCGUUGAGAAUACAGAAUGUUUUGACACUAGUGUCGACAAAAUACUUUGAGAAGAUAUUCCCCCUCGAUUCUCGACAGUCAAUGGUGGGACGUAUGAUUUCUCUAAGGAGAACAAGACUUUCUUGUGACUUACUUCAAGAAUGUAUUGUCCAGGAUAUUGGCACUAGUGGUACUCUUAGCUAUGGACAGAUUGGAAGGAUGGUGAUCAUAUGCCUUGCUUCGGGAAAACUUCCCGCGGAGCUGUACGAGGAAAUUGUUGGAAGAAUCCCAUCAGAUGUUCCUUGGAAGUCAUUCAUCGAAAUUCUCUAUUGCACGAAACAGAGAGAAUGUUGGGAAGAUUUUGAUCAGUCAGGCGAUUCUGUUAGAGACCAAUCGUUGAAAUUUCAAGAAGUUCUAUUGAGCAACAUUAAUCUUGAAUGUUAUGAGUUAUUGCAGAAAUUUUGUGAAGCUUUGCAGGAUACAUUUAGCGCGAAUUGGAAAAGAAGAGACGAGAAUUGGACAAAAAUUGACGACUGUUUCUCCCCUGGUUACUUCUUGUAUCUUCUCGAGCAUUUCCUGAUUUUGGUAUCUCAGUAUCGUGGAAUGUUCUUCGCGUUUAAAUCUUCAUUUGUUGAAUGGCUGAUAUCUGGGCAGCUUGAUUCCCGACUAACUUCUAGGAAUGCUGUUAAGACACCGGUUUUAGAAGAAUUAUAUGAUUCCAUUCUUGUGAUGGUACAAGAACUCAUUUUUGACAAAGCUAGCACAGUUGAGUGGAUUGCUCGAUCAAAAAUCAAUGUUGACAUGUACUAUAAGCAAAUGGUCUUGAGAUUGGUGUUUAUUCUGUGCUUACUGUGUCUGAACUGUGAGAUAUACUAUGAUGUUCUUUUCAAAGUGCUCAGUAUCGACUAUGUUAGGAACCAGGUUCCGGAGGAACUUUAUGUCAUUCUUCAACGAGGAACGGAGAAUAAUUGUGUUCAUAUCAAUGAUUUUGUUGAAGCUUUUCAAAAAGGAGGAGAUCCUCUUUUGGUUAUCAACCUUGGUGAGAUUGUUCCGGGAGUUGAGUAUUCCAACGUCGUCUCUGUGCAGCUGCGAGCAGAUUGCAGCAAAGAAGAUAUCUUGAGUUUGUUGAUUCCAGCUGAAACAGGCAAUUCAAUAGAUAAAACUAUCACCGUUCCAGAAGUCAUGUCAUGCGCGAAUUUUUCCUCAUAUUGUGGUGAUCAACCAAAGAUUUCGACCAUUACUCCUGUGUCAGAUCAUUACGUGCAACUGAAUUGGGCCGUGUUUCAGGAAGUAUCAGACGUCUUGAAGUCUAGUGGCAGCGAUGACAGUGCAACUUCUGCAAGUGUCUCAACUGUUAAUUUGAAGGAGGAAAUUAAUGAUAAUGUAAGCUUCUUAACCGCUGCAAUCAAUCUGUGCUCGGAGAAGAAACUUUAUGUUGCUGAGGACAUGAUGGAGGAAACUCGUAAUCUGCUUCAGGAGUUGAUACAACUCCAUUUAUUGAUGGAUACGAGUACUCUGGAAAAGGAAAGCAUUGAGCAAUUGCUAAAGAGCUUGCUAUCAAAAAAGACCAAGCUAGAAGUUUUCUUGAACCAUUUCAUUGUGCCAAAGGAUAUAAUCAUCGCGUUAGAGAACCAAUGCGCGGAGAAACUUUAUGUAUCGUGUGAUAGAGUUGCUAUGAUGGAUCUUCUUCCGUCUGCUAGUAGUUCCGAGACUCGAGGUGGUGGUUACCAGGCUGAAAGGAAGCAGGGGAAGGGGAAGGAGAAAUGUAAAAAACAAAAAGGAAGUAGGAAGAAGUAA